AAUAGGAGCAUGUUCAGCAAAGUCCUCCAUCAGACAGGAUCAACAAGAUCAGAAGAAUCCACUUGCUUUACUCUCAGAGUAGAACAACUGCAAUCAAUCCAAGAUGAAGACUCCCAGUGUUGUUCUUGCAGUGGCCAUUAUUCUGGCCUGUAUUUAUCUUCAGGAGAGCUCAGCCAGUAAAACACAAGAGCUGGAGGAGGUGAUGGACAAGGACAGUGACGGUCCAGUUGUCGCAUACGACGUGGACUUUGAGGGAUCCUGGAAGAUGCCGUAUACCAACAGACAGAAGCGAGGCUUCACAUGUCGCUUCUGCUGCGGCUGCUGCAAACGUGGUGUUUGUGGACUGUGUUGCAGAUUCUAAGACCUGUAACAACUUUCCUGAAAUCAUCAUUCAUGCGAUGUGUCCUUUUUUUAAACCACCGUCAUUGGGUUGAAUAACAGUUUUUGUUACGUCAUCAACAUCAGCUGUAAAUUGUUCAUGUGCAAUCAAUAAACAUCAAAAUAACAUA
Messenger RNA from Nerophis ophidion (straightnose pipefish), 509 nucleotides. RefSeq names its product hepcidin-like. NCBI's taxonomy places the organism in Eukaryota, Metazoa, Chordata, Actinopteri, Syngnathiformes, Syngnathidae. Gene Ontology annotation, cellular component: extracellular region. The transcript has 3 exons. The record is from RefSeq and is a predicted model, not a curated record. Gene Ontology annotation, biological process: intracellular iron ion homeostasis; defense response to bacterium. The coding region runs from base 104 to 361 and encodes 85 amino acids.